This is a messenger RNA of Cercospora beticola, 2199 nucleotides long. It is a transcript of the gene YDJ1, whose product is annotated as type I HSP40 co-chaperone YDJ1. Gene Ontology annotation, biological process: protein refolding; response to heat. Gene Ontology annotation, molecular function: ATP binding; Hsp70 protein binding. Gene Ontology annotation, cellular component: cytosol; nucleus; cytoplasm. The record is from RefSeq and is a predicted model, not a curated record. Lineage: Eukaryota; Fungi; Ascomycota; Dothideomycetes; Mycosphaerellales; Mycosphaerellaceae.
AAUGCCUGUCAGCCGGCGCAUUAUUUUGAGGUGCAGCGCUGAACGGACGAAGUUGAUGUCUUUCACUGUUUGCUGUCCGCUAAUUCCCAGCAUCUUCACCUCUGUGUGAGCAUACCUCAACUGUCUGUCGAAUCCGACGCACCGUGCACCGAUUGCGCAACGACGAGACCAACGAAAGUUUGCUGCCGUUUCCACGAGUGUGUCAAACUUCUCCGCACAGCUGAACAAACAUCCACCAGCCAUCUUCCAACCCGAUAGCAGCCUGAUUGCCGACAACCCCAGCCUCAACCACCGACACCCGCGCCCCUCUUCACCAUGGUGAGAGACACCAAAUUCUACGACGUCCUCGGCGUCUCACCCGAUGCCGACGAAUCGAAGCUCAAGACCGCCUACCGGAAAGGCGCUCUGAAGCACCACCCAGACAAGAACGCCCACGAUCCGGGAGCCGCAGAAAAAUUCAAGGAAAUCUCACACGCAUACGAGGUCCUUUCAGAUCCCCAGAAGCGCCAAAUCUAUGACCAGUAUGGCGAGGAAGGUCUCGAGCAGGGCGGCGGUGGUGCAGGAGGCAUGGCUGCUGAGGACCUGUUCGCCCAGUUCUUCGGCGGUGGUGGUGGUGGUUUCGGUGGCAUGUUCGGCGGUGGCAUGAGAGAUCAAGGGCCAAAGAAGGCACGCACCAUCCACCACGUACACAAAGUUUCACUCGAGGACAUUUACCGCGGAAAGGUCUCGAAGCUCGCACUGCAAAAGUCCGUCAUCUGCGCCAAGUGCGAUGGACGAGGUGGUAAGGAGGGCGCUGUCAAGACAUGUGCGGGCUGCAACGGCCAGGGCAUGAAGACAAUGAUGCGCCAAAUGGGUCCCAUGAUUCAGCGCUUCCAGACUGUCUGCCCAGACUGUAACGGUGAGGGUGAACAGAUCCGGGAGAAGGAUAAGUGCAAGCAAUGCAACGGCAAGAAAACUGUCAUCGAGCGAAAGGUCCUCCACGUGCACGUCGACCGCGGUGUGCAGAGCGGCACCAAGAUUGACUUCCGUGGCGAGGGUGACCAGAUGCCAGGCGUACAGCCCGGUGACGUCCAGUUCGAGAUCGAGCAGAAGCCACAUGCACGAUUCCAGCGCAAGGGUGACGAUCUCUUCUACCACGCUGAGAUCGAUCUUUUGACUGCCCUCGCGGGUGGUGCCAUUUACAUUGAGCACCUCGAUGACAGAUGGUUGACCGUGGAGAUUCUCCCCGGCGAGGUCAUCUCACCAGGCGAGGUCAAGGUCAUCCGAGGCCAAGGCAUGCCAUCAUACAGGCACCACGACUACGGCAACAUGUACGUCCAGUUCGAUGUCAAAUUCCCAGAGCGACUUUCUGGGCCGCCGGAUGCCGACGGCUACCCAACCCCGCUUGCACCAGAGCAGAUCAAAGCUCUCGAAAGUGUUCUUCCGCCACGCCUACCGCAAAACAUCCCACCUCCAGAUGCCAUGACCGAGGACUACCCACUCGAGAAGGUCGACCCCACGCGAGAAGGCGAGCGUGUUGCAAGAGGCGUCACAGACGAAGACGACGAUGAGAUGCACGCCGGUGGUGAAAGAGUGCAAUGCGCGUCGCAGUAAACGGAAAUAUGGACACGAUACCCAUGAAGUGGAUGACGAGCCGAGCAGGAUAGAGACGAAGUUUUCAUGAUGCACACGGAGCGCCGGACACGAUAGAUCGUAGUCGAUGACGCUGCGCCUCCGAGCUGUAGACUCGGAAGUUGUGGCUGAUGGACUCGGCACGCUCUAGCACACCAAUUGCAUAGAGAUUUUUGCUUUGCUUCAGUGAAACGAGCAUUCAUCUGCGAGACUUCUGAUGGAGAGCAUAGCCAUUACAGUUUGUGGCUCUGGGAGUACGGCGUCAUAGAAAGAUGAUUCUCUCUAGCCAGGACUAAAUGGGUAGUAGCGAUUAGCUGUUCUAUCUUUACCUCUUUGCACAAUUACAUUUUUGGUGUGUCAAGAUCUAUGUCUGAUGGGAAGGUGUGAAAACGAGACACAUUUUCUAUGACAUUCGGCAGGUUGGAGAUGCAAAUGCUGCUUAUGCUAACCGCUUUCUUGCAGGCUUGUCAUGGGUGGCAACACAAUGAUUCAGCGGCCCACAUGCGACCGGAGUCGAUUCAAGCCAAAACAAAGCUCUCUUCCUUCAAGCUCUCACUCAGACCACAAGCUCUGAGCUCGUCGUACAUA